Messenger RNA from Myotis davidii, 444 nucleotides. RefSeq names its product mitochondrial ribosomal protein L36 (gene MRPL36). Gene Ontology annotation, cellular component: mitochondrial large ribosomal subunit; ribosome. Lineage: Eukaryota; Metazoa; Chordata; Mammalia; Chiroptera; Vespertilionidae. Gene Ontology annotation, biological process: translation; ribosome biogenesis. The coding region runs from base 21 to 359 and encodes 112 amino acids. Gene Ontology annotation, molecular function: structural constituent of ribosome. The transcript has 2 exons. The record is from RefSeq and is a predicted model, not a curated record.
CUUCCAGAUUCAGCCACAAUAUGGCAACUCUUUUUAUAAGGAAAAUGGUGGUUUCUGCUGUGAACCCUCUCCUACAUCUGAGUCGUUACACAAUGACAAAUUACACAACGACACCCCGCGCGCUCUCCACGCUCCUGCUGGGUCCCCUGCGUGUUGCAGGCCCUGCAGGUGCGGAGCCCAGCGCAGCAGUGGCCUCUCCUCUCUCCUGCCAGCCCCUGCCCUUCCUGCAGCCGACUCUGGGAUUCAAGACCAAGGCCGUCCUCAAGAAGCGUUGCCGGGACUGUUACCGGGUGAAGAGGCGUGGGCGAUGGUACAUCUACUGCAAAACGCACCCAAGGCAUAAGCAGAGACAGAUGUAAAAAGAAUAUGCAGGAUUGUGCCAUUUCCUUGGGUGACCUUAUCGAAGAAAAAUAAAAUGUAAACGUUCUGUUUUCUGAGAUGGUU